CCCAACCCGUCUCUUUCCCACAGCAGACGGGCGAAAGCUCCGCCUCCGUGUAGAGGAGGAGAAAAAUGACAAUAAAGGAGAGUGAGCUCAGACGCCGAGCGGAUUGUGAGCACGACCAUCAGUCAAAUAGCCAAGAUACUUCGAACCUUGUGAUCGUACGCGGACUGAGGAAGAGCCCGGAUGGAAGUCUCGCUCUGCAUCGUCGCUCUCGCAUUCUACAAGGAAGCAUAACGCCGCGCAGGGGUGAGCAUUAUUUAGGCACGGGACCAGGGCGAUCACACUGCAGGAUGCCGCCGGAGACAAGGGUGACGACGCCGCCUCGCCGUGUGACGGUUUAACGACUCAAGGCCACCACCAUAACUGUACACAUUCACGGCUCGGAUCAGAUCCUCGCGUCCUGCUAUCGCGGGUUUCGUCUUCCUCCCCCCCCCCCCUUAAUCGGAUGUAUCGGAAGUGGCUCUUCGCCCACAAUUUCGAAAUUGCGGAUGAAAACGAUAUCUUAGUAGGAUGGUGUCAUACGAAAAUGAUUUGCUAGCAUGCACACCGGCUACUUGAUAUCCUAGGCAUUAGAAGACCGUAAACACUCAGGUAAAGUAAAAUGGAAUUUCUGUUUGGUGAAAGUGAGAUGGCUACACGGCACUCAGGUUAUUAAUGUUGCAAGUUUAGCCACGAGGGAACAGAGGUAUUUGUUGACAGUCGCAUCCAACCUAAACAAUCAGUUCGUUGAGAAAGGUCCCGAAGAAUUUACGUUCAAUGAAAUGCUUUGGUAAGUCACAUUGCUAAGUGACAGGGAAGUGUGCAGCGUUAUCGUCAGUUGUGUUAUUGCUUCGAUUAACAUAGGCAACAACCGGAGCUAUUUUCAACACGUACUUCAUCAGUGUAGCCCUUCUUUUGUGUUUAAUCUGAAAAUAUUUUUGUUGAUUAGCCUACGCCUGCUUAACACUGCUUUUUAUCGGGCUGAGCGCUACACACAUAGCGACAGGAAACGUCUGUCAUAUCAUUCUUGGCGAGUGCGUUGGAUGUUUGAAAUACGUUGCGUCAUGUAACAUAACGUUACAUUGCGCUGACUGCAGAAAGGCAAACACUACCGUCCGCAAUCAUGUAACUGUGUGCUUUGGUGAACUUAGGGAAGUCCAGGGAACGUCGUGUUACAUAAAAUGCCGCAGAUACAGUAUUUUUAGAUAGCCGCAACCACGUUUUUCUCACAGUUCUGGCGUUGCUUAUGCCAAACCAAUUUUGAUGGAGGAAACAAGACAACAGACACGCCGCGCAGCUUCGCGAACACUGAAGUCGCCUCAACGCCGUUGACUCUCCGGCAACAUCCGUUCACCGCGAGGACAGGCGAGUAGCCAGCUAGGCAGCCCCUGGAGACGUUCAACAACAGGCUACGGGGGUCAGUGCUGACAAUGGCCAGGUUACGCAAGAAAGCCUGCGUGGCUCUGUUUCUGUUUACCCUUUUCAUCUUCGGCACCAUGAUGGGAUUGAGAACGCUGAAACCCAGCGACGGUUUCAACGACCUGGCGCCAGGACUGGACCUCAUGCCCAUGGUCGGAGAGAGGGUGGACCGGCGGUCAAUGUCCAACAACGUGGUGGUCUCGCCGGGCCAGGCGCGCGCCGCCAGCAACACCAAAGUCGUCUUCUCCAACUCCGGCCCUGGGGACAGGAGUAUAUUUUACGACGUCCACAUAUUUUACUACGUGUGGUACGGCAACCCGCAGAUGGACGGGAAAUACAUGCACUGGGACCACGUUCUGGUGCCACACUGGGACCCAAAGAUAGCCGCCAGCUACCCGAAAGGCAGGCACACGCCGCCGGAAGACAUUGGCUCCAGUUUCUACCCGGAACUGGGACCAUACAGCUCGAGAGAUCCGGACGUGCUGGAGUCGCAUAUGGAGCAGCUGGAAGCCGCGGCGGCAGGAGUGCUGGUGCUGUCCUGGUACCCCCCCGGUUUGGCGGACGAUAACGGGGAGCCGACGGAGGACCUGGUGCCCGCCAUCCUGGACGCAGCGCACAGGCGCAGCAUCAAGGUGGCCUUUCACCUCCAGCCCUAUAAGGGGCGCUCUGACCAGACUGUGCACGAGAACAUCAAAUACAUCAUCGACAAGUACGGGAAGCACGGCGCAUUCUACCGCUUCCAGUCGAGCGCGGGGAAGGUCCUGCCACUCUUCUACAUCUACGACUCGUACCUGACCCCCCCGGAGGCCUGGUCGGACCUGCUGACCCCCGCGGGGGCGCACAGCCUGCGGGGCACGCCCUACGACGGCGUCUUCGUGGCGCUGAUCGUGGAGGAGCGCCACAAGCAGGACAUCCUGGCGGGCGGCUUCGACGGCAUGUACACCUACUUCGCCUCCAACGGCUUCUCCUUCGGCUCCUCCCACCAGAACUGGAAGGCCAUCAAGGCCUUCUGCGACGGCAACAACCUGCUGUUCGUGCCCAGCGCCGGGCCGGGCUACAUCGACACCAGCGUGCGGCCCUGGAACAACCACAACACGCGCAACCGCGUCAACGGCCGCUACUACGAGACCGCCCUGCAGGCGGCGCUCACGGUCCGGCCCGAGGUGGUCACCGUCACCUCCUUCAACGAGUGGCACGAGGGCACGCAGAUCGAGCGGGCGGCGCCCAAGAAGACCGUCACCCGCCUGUACCUGGACUACCAGCCGCACCAGCCCGACCUGUACCUGCAGCUCACCCGCAAGUGGGCCGAGCAGUUCAACAAGGAGAAGGAGCAGUGGCUCAUGUAGAGGGGGCGGGGGGGGC
Messenger RNA from Anguilla rostrata (American eel), 2757 nucleotides. It is a transcript of the gene maneal, whose product is annotated as mannosidase endo-alpha like. Gene Ontology annotation, cellular component: Golgi apparatus. The transcript has 4 exons. Gene Ontology annotation, molecular function: alpha-mannosidase activity. Lineage: Eukaryota; Metazoa; Chordata; Actinopteri; Anguilliformes; Anguillidae. The record is from RefSeq and is a predicted model, not a curated record. Bases 1407 to 2741 code for a protein of 444 amino acids.